AUGCCAAAGCCUCUGCCUGUGUCCUCAUCCCCACUCAAGGCCCAACCAGAACCCAAACCUCCUCCUAGGCCCAUGUUCUGGUGCCACGUCCCUCUCCAGCCAGAGUGGAGUGCUGAUGGCAUGUUCUAUGAAAGUUUUGCAGCUUUCCCAGGAAGGCGCUCUAAAAUCUCGGUUUUAAAUGGCUCAGCUCGCACCCUGUGGUCAGUGAGGGCCUUUCUGUGUGGCGUUUGCAUGUUGUCAAGACCACCUACACUGAGAGACCACCUAAACUGUCAUGACCAAGAUCAGAGUGUAUUGAGAUCAAAACAAAACCAAGACUUUGAGGGCUUCAUCUUCAUCACAUCCAGCAUCACAAUGCUCUGCCUGAAGCUCACUCUACUCAGCUUACUUACUGCAGCUCCUGGCUUCCUUGUUUCUGGAGAAAAUAUAAUUACUUGCUCUGGUGACCACAUGUACUUGGAGUGUGACACUGGAGUAAUAUCGGUGCAGUCUUCUGUGUACGGGCGUACGAACAGCGAAACCUGUAGUGCUAAUCGGCCCCAUUGUGAUGUUGUUAAUACCGACUGUUCCGUGACGAUUUCCACAGUUGCUGGGAGAUGUAAUGGACUAAAAAUCUGUCAGUUAAAGACGGAUUUAUUAGGCACCCCUGACACCUGUGAAGGAACCUACAAGUACUACAACACCACUUAUGACUGUGUCAAGGCCCGGCGCACUGUGGUCUGUGAGUAUGGCUACAGCACACUGGACUGUGGAUAUGAUAAUAUAUAUAUCAUGAAUGCAAACUACGGUCGUGAUAAUUCUCAAACCUGUUCAUCUGAACUCCCCAAUGAUUUGAUCAAGAACACCAACUGUUGUGCUCCGGGCGUACACUCAGCUGUGGCCACACUGUGCAAUGGACAUCAGAAGUGCACUGUAGAAGCUUCAAACAGCGUCUUUAGUGAUCCUUGUGCUGAUACUUAUAAAUACCUCAGUGUGUCGUACUUUUGCACUCGUGAAAUUGUGGUCUGUGAAGGCGACACUGCUUCACUGCUCUGUGGUGAUCACAAAAUAAAAGUUUUUGGUGCUGACUAUGGCCGAACCGAUUCCACCAUAUGUGCUUUCGGACAAACAAAAAUACAAAUCUCCAACACAGAGUGCUCCAUGUUGGACGCAGCAGAUAAAGUUAAAGCUGGGUGUGAAGGACGUCACAGCUGUGAGAUCACUGCUUGCAAUGAUGUAUUCUCUGACCCCUGCCCUAACACAUUUAAGUACCUGAAAGUUGUGUAUGCCUGCGUCUGA
Molecule: messenger RNA, 1278 nt
Organism: Neoarius graeffei (lesser salmon catfish)
Lineage: Eukaryota; Metazoa; Chordata; Actinopteri; Siluriformes; Ariidae
Product: rhamnose-binding lectin-like
Exons: 16
Coding region: 1-1278 (425 amino acids)
Molecular function (GO): carbohydrate binding
Source: RefSeq, a predicted model, not a curated record